CGUGCUGCAGUCCAUGGGGACUCGCAAAGAGUCGGACACGACUGAGCGACUGAACUGACCUGAGCCAGCACGUUCAAGCCUCCUUCGAAUCACGGGGAGGGCUGUGGACACGAAUGAUGGCCUCUAGAAAGAGAAAACCGUGGCUGCAGGCGCAGCUUCGGGAACGAGUGGGGCAGCCUAGUCGAAACAGGUUUAGGAACUUGGGUGAUAUGCGCAUGCUCAGACUCUGGACGCGUCACGAUUGGUGGAUUCGGGUUUCCCGGGAGACGCUAAGGGAGUGCUGAGAAGGUAGAUUGCCUUUGGGCGGCCGUGUGCGCAUGCCCACGCUCUGGGGGCGGGGCUUGUUGAGAAGGUCGGGUUCGGGCUUUCUGGGGAGCAAGGUGCGCAUGCCCAGACUGUGAAACGACUCCCCGCGGCGGUUGAGUCUGCGUAUUGGAGGCAACGCCGGAGCGAGAUGCUGGUGUUAAUGCUGGUGGUGGCGACCACCUUUCGGUUCUGCCCGCUGGUCAAAGCACAGCCGCUGUGCCGUAUUCGCACGUUGAGGACAGGAAAGGUGUUUCCUGUCGAAGAGAAAACACAAGGGGACCGCCUGUAUUUUUCAUCUGGGAAAACUCACUUGAUUAAGCAUCCUUGUAAGAAAACCCUAGCCCUGUAUCUAGGAAGACAAAUUUUUCUCACAAAGGACAACUUUGAGAGUAGUCUUAUUCCGUUUUCCAUCCCUACGUCAAUGCAGGUUGGCACACCAGAAGUGACGUCAGCACAUUUUGCUGGUUCAGUAUUGCUGUUAGUAGUGAAUCAGAAAGUCUAUGUUUAUGAUUAUGAAGCCAACUUCUGGACUGCAUCUACAGGCAUACAACACCCUGUUUCACAUGUAUCUGGUGACAACUGUUGUUACGGUGGAAAUUCAUUCUGCAUGGAUAUAAGUAACUCGGUUUUUGCUUAUUUGCAUGGAAAUCGGAUAUCUCAGGCCAACAUCUAUUUCUCAAACUCCCGAGGAUACAGAUUUCAGAAGUACACCCAGGAAAGACGUGCAGAGCUAGUUGGGACCUUCGGGGGGAUCUUCUCCUUUCACUCUCUGUCACAGGUUGGGCUGCUUCUUGUUGACGAACAGAUGGCCAUGUUCAGCUAUUCUGACCAUCCCUUGAACCGCAGCUUUGGGCUGCCCUUUGAGUAUGACAGGACCCUUGACAUCCUCAUCGCCCCGGGCCAGAGAGGCAUCCUUAUCUUUUGGUCUGAGAAGAACCUGCUAGUUUCCCGAAACUCAGGUCAGCUGGUCGAAUCUGUCCGGGUGCGAGAAGGACAACGCAUCUUGUAUAAUUCCAUUGUCAAAGCCAACAUCACCAUCCACAGCGUUGCUGCCAAUGAAAAUGAACUGGCAGUUUUAACUCGAGAGAGUAAUUUAUAUUAUGGCAGCCUGGGAAUCCAGUCGAGUUCUCUAAUCAAAUUUGCAGACCAAAACAUCUGGUCCCAAGAUGCGGUCCUGAUGUUCACUGACGUGGGGAUGCUGGAAAUACUGACCCCGCUUCCUGACAUGCUCUUUCCAGCUUUCGAUUUCCAGAAGUGCCUCCUGAAUAUCCAAGCCCUUCUCGUGGAUCCCCAACUCCAGGCUGGCAUCUGCAAAGUGGAACUUCUGCAGGGAGAAUUUGAAAACAAAAUGUACACCAUUGACAUGAACAGCCAGUUGGAGUUGACGGCCCUAAUGAUACCCCGGCCAGGCACGUUACCUGUCCCACUAGUAAUAGUGAGCAACCCCCACUCCCUGGGGCUGCAGGCGGUCAUCUAUGAGGACGGCUACACCUACGACAGCAACACCAAGCACAGACUGAACAUUUCCCUGAAGCAACAGCACCACUGGGGCAGGGCCAACCCCAACUUCACCUCCAGCAUAAAGAGACCCACAAUAUCUACCAUCACGCUGGACAUCGCCAACAAAGAAAUUUCAUGUGUGGACCUUAAGCCACUGACGGCGCUCAUUUCAGUUGGGUGUGACCUGGAGAAGAAGAUCGUCAUUCAGAAUGAACUUUCAGCAUGUUACCACGGAGUCCUCGACCCUGUGGCCCUUCAGGACAACUAUAGCUACGUCAUUGAGAGGGAAGCCUACGACCCCAACUUCCAGGGGCAGCAGGCCAAGGAAGACCUGAAGGUGUAUUACCCCUAUGAGAAGCUGGGCUGCCCCCUCCUCGCCUACUAUGACAUCCCGUGGAAACCAGUGGUGGAGCUGUGGCGCGAAGGCAAGUUCCAGGAGGUGGUGGAGGCCGAGUAUGUCCUGCUGGAGAUGAACGGGCUGUUCACCUACACGUACUCUCUGACAGCCGGCAUGGCAGGCUGCAGUGCCCAGCCGCAGAACUGGACCACCAUCACCGAGAUGGCCGGCGACACAGCGCCCUUCUCCUGGGACCGCGAGAAUUAUGUGAGCUGCCACGACCCUGACUACCACGAACCCUUGAGAUGGCCUGACGUCCCGUAUCAGAUCUUGGGAGGCCCAACAGAGAACAAGAUUGUUUUCGACCAAAGAAACGGCAUCUACAUCUUCUUCAUUUCUAUCGUGGAUCCAUCCUACAGCUGAGGGCCUGGGUUCAAUCCCUGGUUGGAGAAUUAAGGUCCCACAGGCUGAGCAGAGCUGCCAAAACAAAAAAGCUUGCUGGAGUGAAGGGCAGGGCCCCUGAAGGCAGUGCCGCACAGACUCGGCCUGCCCACGCCUUGCAGCUACUGUCAUCUGGAGACCACCUUCAGCGUCUAUGUCUACGGGGCCUUCCCACUGUCCAUCUUCCCGCCAGAGGUCACCAUUUUCCUGCUCACGGUGGCCACCCUGCUGUUCGUGUGGCUGGCUUACAUGAUCCCCCAGCUGCUGCACAACGAGCAGGGCCUCGAGGUCAACGGCUUCUGGGUCAGACUGUACCAAAGAUGCAGGAAGUCUUGUGCAUGUCUCUGGGGCAGGGGCUGAGCACCCGUGGAGGGUGGGAAUGCCAGGCAGAGGUCAGAGUUGUUGUAAAGGGUUUGUGAAUAUAGCCAAUGGCA
Molecule: messenger RNA, 3018 nt
Organism: Capra hircus (goat)
Lineage: Eukaryota; Metazoa; Chordata; Mammalia; Artiodactyla; Bovidae
Gene: CATSPERD
Product: cation channel sperm associated auxiliary subunit delta
Exons: 22
Coding region: 455-2566 (703 amino acids)
Biological process (GO): sperm capacitation; flagellated sperm motility
Cellular component (GO): sperm principal piece; CatSper complex
Source: RefSeq, a predicted model, not a curated record